GAUAUUAUGACGCCAUAUUCGGUUGUCCCCAAGUAGCUCGAUCAGCAAGAGGUUGUAAAGUCGAAACGCUCUUGUGGGUUUUUAUUUCGAAUAUUUUCGCACUUUUCUUUCGAGCUGUCAUCUGUCAUGACUAGAGACUAAUAUCGAGAGAAAAAUAGGUAUAGAAAUACAUUUUUGUAUUUAUGCUGGUUACCAUAUCUGUCAAGAUUUUUCAUGCGAAAUUUGCUGUCACUGUUCUACAAUUAUUAGCUUUUCCAAAUCCGAGUUAUAUUUAUCGUGUCUUUGCACAUGAAAUCAUCGAUUAUAACACAGUGAGUUUUAUUAAGGUGUGUUGAUUCCAGCUAAACGACUCGCUGAUGUCGUUUAUUUGUUAUUAAAUUUUUCCAAGUGGAAAGAAAAUAACACGUUACAAAAGACGGAAAAAAUUAUGUAGUUACAAUGGUUGCAAGCUCGGCGACUGAUAUGACUGGACCCAUAUAUCAUGAGAGACAAGUGAAGGAGCUAUGUGCGUUACAUGCACUAAACAACUUGUUUCAAGAGCGUGGCUUUAGCAAACAGGAAUUGGAUCAGAUUUGUUACAGUUUAAGUCCUGAUGUAUGGAUUAAUCCUCAUAAGUCAUUACUAGGACUUGGCAAUUAUGAUAUUAAUGUUAUUAUGGCUGCUCUUCAAAGAAGAGGACGUGAAGCUGUAUGGUUCGACAAGCGUAGGGAUCCUAAGUGUCUUUGUCUAGACAACAUUGAGGGUUUUAUACUUAAUGUUCCAACUGAAUAUAAACUAGGUUUUGUGUUACUUCCUUUGAAACGACGUCAUUGGAUUGCUCUAAAAAAGAUUCACGGUGCCUUUUAUAAUCUUGAUUCAAAACUGGACUCACCCCAAUUAAUAGGAAAGGACAACGAUUUACUCAUAUAUUUAAAGGACCAGAUAGAUAGCAAGGAAAAAGAGCUAUUCCUUGUUGUUUCUAGAGAAAUUGAUAGCAAUCAAGGAUGGUUAAUAGACACAUGUGAAAACAAAGAAGACAAUAACAUGGAUCAUGAUUCCAUUAGGUAUAUUGAAGACGGAUAUCCAGAUUUAGAUUUGAAGAAAUCAGAAUCCAGAGAGAUGAAUGAAAAUGAAGAAUUUCUUGAUAACAAAAAUUCUAGAUAAUUGGGGGCAUCAUGCUCUACUUAAUUGUUUAUUUAUUUAUUGUUGCAAUCUUAAGUAAAAAAUGUGACUAUAGUUGUUGCAAAGAAAGACUUGAAAUUAUAAAAACAAAGGAAGAAAAAUGAAGCAAAUAAGGAAAAUUACGUAUAAUAAGUGUUUCACUAAAAGUGUUUCACAGUAACAUUUCCAUUCCAUAUAAUGCAAAUAAAUUUAUUUAUUUAUUUUUUUUUUUUUUAAGAAAAUUAUUUGCGUAUAUGUAUCACAUUGUGUAUAUCACGUGAUAUCAUGUAUGUACAAUUUACACAACACAUUUUAAGUGAAACAAUGCAAUUUAAAAAUUAAUAUAUAAGAUUAUAUAGCGUUAGAUAUUUAUUAAAAAUGAAAAAUGCUGCUUUAAUUAAAAGCUAAAAUGUAACUCAUAUUUAAACGACAGCUAUUCACAUGAAUUGCGAAAGGGUAUUUAUAUGUACAUGUAUCGUGAUAUUAUUUAUUGUGAUAAUCAUAUCUGUUAUUUUAUGGCUUGUGUAAAUAAACACUUAUAAAAUUA
Nylanderia fulva is the source of this 1687-nucleotide messenger RNA. RefSeq names its product Josephin domain containing (gene Josd). Lineage: Eukaryota; Metazoa; Arthropoda; Insecta; Hymenoptera; Formicidae. Gene Ontology annotation, molecular function: cysteine-type deubiquitinase activity. The record is from RefSeq and is a predicted model, not a curated record. Gene Ontology annotation, biological process: protein deubiquitination.